Messenger RNA from Scatophagus argus, 3116 nucleotides. It is a transcript of the gene rab14l, whose product is annotated as RAB14, member RAS oncogene family, like. The transcript is spliced from 8 exons. Gene Ontology annotation, biological process: phagosome maturation; defense response to bacterium; Golgi to endosome transport. The record is from RefSeq and is a predicted model, not a curated record. Gene Ontology annotation, cellular component: trans-Golgi network; recycling endosome; phagocytic vesicle. Bases 161 to 808 code for a protein of 215 amino acids. Gene Ontology annotation, molecular function: GTPase activity; GTP binding. NCBI's taxonomy places the organism in Eukaryota, Metazoa, Chordata, Actinopteri, Scatophagidae.
UGCUCUUUGUCCCAGAAGCCCAUUGUAUACAGCGGAGGAAACCCUGUGCCACGAGAAGCCAUCUUGGAUAGACAGAUCAUACUUGAGCCAGGAUAACCUGCAUUCCUCUCCUGAAUAGCUCUAGAAUACAACGCUCUAAAGACUUAAUUUCUGAGCCACAAUGGCCACUGCACCGUACAACUACUCCUACAUUUUCAAGUACAUCAUUAUCGGGGACAUGGGGGUAGGGAAGUCUUGUUUGCUUCACCAGUUCACGGAAAAGAAAUUCAUGGCAGACUGCCCCCAUACAAUUGGCGUGGAAUUUGGCACAAGGAUAAUCGAGGUGAGCGGCCAGAAGAUCAAGCUUCAGAUAUGGGACACGGCGGGUCAAGAGCGCUUCAGGGCCGUCACCCGCUCCUACUACCGCGGAGCUGCGGGGGCGCUCAUGGUUUACGACAUCACCAGAAGAAGCACUUAUAACCACCUCAGCAGCUGGCUGACUGAUGCCAGAAACCUCACCAACCCAAAUACUGUGAUCAUUCUCAUAGGAAACAAAGCAGACUUGGAGGCUCAGAGGGACGUCACAUAUGAGGAAGCAAAGCAGUUUGCUGAAGAGAAUGGUCUGUUGUUUUUGGAGGCCAGUGCAAAAACAGGUGAAAACGUUGAGGAUGCUUUCCUGGAAGCUGCUAAGAAGAUCUACCAGAACAUCCAAGAUGGCAGCCUGGACCUGAACGCCGCCGAGUCGGGGGUCCAGCACAAGCCCUCGGCCCCUCAGGGCGGCCGGCUAACCAGCGAACCACAGCCCCAGAGGGAAGGCUGCGGCUGCUAAUGACCAAGCAAACCCCCUUCAUCCUCCCUUCCUCUCUCUGUAUCCGUCUGUUCUGCACACCCUCCCUUUACCAUUUCCCCUUCAUCCAUUCCUCCACCUUCGUAUGUUCAUCCACACGCCUCCCUCACUGCACCAUGAGCUGCAUGAGAGGAGUGGCGCAGAGGGAAGGGAUGGGAGGCGGAUAUCGACUUGGGCCAGACUGAGCUGGGCUGUGUGGACUUCAUCUCUCCCCUCCUUCUCCACCUCCUCCUAUCUGCCUUUCUGUCCCCCUUUUCUCACCGUCUCACUCAUCCUCUUUAAACUCUGUCAGUGUGUUGUAGUCUCAUAACUCUCCUCUCCCCUCAACUGUUUGUGCACCAUUCAGUGUAGUUCCCCGUCAUAGAAUUUUUGACACCACCAUACAUUACACGGGUUACUGACACUUUAGAUAGAUGUAAUGUUCAUACGAUAAUGAUAAAAUGAGACUGUUUUUUUAUGUUUGGUUUUAUAGCUCUUUAUGACAUAUAAACACUGCAUCAAGUUUCAUCCACCGCAGAUCAUUUCUAUAUGAAUCAGAUCUAAAUUGUAUUCUCAGACGCCUGACAUCUCUCCGGCAUGGUUUAGCAUUUUAUUGAGACGUGUGGGUGGGAUAUCCUCACUCACUUUAAUUUUUGUGGGACUGGGCAGUGAAGUAGUGAAUCAUGCAUCCACAUGGUUAGAGGCUCUGAAGUGUGGUGUCAAAGAAUGUGUAGCUGAGUGAGCUUUUUCAGCAGGAUUUCAAACCUGCUUGUGGCUUUUAUUUCUGUUUCCAUUGCUGGACACAAAGUGAGUUCCUCUGCCCGGUGUGGCAUCAGUGACACUCUCAGGAGAGAGAGAGAGAGAUAGCAUUAGAAAACCAGGAAGUUCCCACAAAUGUCUUGUGGGGGAUCCCUCAGUUUCUCUUCUGAGAUAUCACAAGAAGGAAUAUUGGGUGUUUUCCAGCUUGACUGUGUGUGCUUGUCUACGUGUUAAGAAGUUGGAUGGGAGUUUCUUUUGACCAAUUUAAAGUGACUGUUUAACAAAACAAAAAGAAAACAUGGCAUUUCUGUUUUUGGCAGAAAAAUUCAUUCACAUCUGUUUCUUUGCACCCUCUCUUUAUCCAUCUGCACCCAACAUACUCCCGCCAGGUCAUAUCAACAGAUUCUGUCUUUACCAGCAUUUUCUUUGACAUUGUUUGUUGCCUUAUUAUAAUUAAUGUUAUUAAUCUUUAUCGUUUACUGCACUUGCUCUUCACACUGCUGUUGGACUCACCCCAAUUCAGUAAAUCAUCUCUUAUAGAAUAGUCAUUGCAUUUUACUGGACAAUAACGGAAACAUAGAGUGGUGGCUCAUGUGGUUACAAUAUCAGCAGCAUGGUCGUAAGCCCACAUCUUGAUUAUUCAAAUGUAAAAACAGUCAACACAACAUUUUCUCAAGUGCUGCACUGCAGAGCUGAUCUGUUGUUUGUUUGGGCAGUAACUCCUCUGCCUUGUAUAAUACAACACCAAGCAGCAUGCCCCCCCACCCUCCCCCAAAACAGUGAAAUUGUCAACAUCCAAUUACAGUAUGCUUUUUCCCCCCCCAAAGUACAAUUUUUUUUUUCUGUACCAUAGAGUGAUUCCCUGAUUGGACAGCUGUAUAUAUUGCUUCUUUACAAUUGGUGAUGACCUCGCUACUUGGGAAUUAGGAAUUUAUUUGCUGGCUCUGCCAAGAUCUGUACAGUUGAUGUGCUAGUGGGUUGCCUGUAAUUCAUGCUUGGGAAAUUCUGUAACAUAGUUUCUGUUAAUAAAUGUAUGUAAAGGACAGACACCUAGACACCCCCCCCCCCAACCACCCCAUCUGCACACUACUGAACCUGUUGAUUGGUUGAGGGGAGAGGAAGUGGAUUGAGAUGAUGUGCGAACUAGUAUUUAUGUCUGCAAACUUGAUUCCUCUCAUUUAUGUUCUGAGUGGAGAAUGGGGCACUUUUAUGUUUAUAUUCUGUUUUCUUUUUCCACCAUGUCAUUGCUCCUCCACAUGGGAGGGGCCUGCAUCGCUGUCUUAACUUUUGGGGAGUGGGGAUUGGUUUGUUAUUGUGGGAAGUUGGUGGGCUAGGUCUUCCUUUUUCCUGUGUCCCACCUCUUUGCAGUCUGAGUGACCACUUCCUGCUUUUGUCUGUCCACAAGUACAAAAAAGUACAUAUGUAUAAAUUUUUAAGGAGCUGUGCUAACAUUUAAAUGCGUUCUUGAGUGUAUAUGAUUUUAAAAUGUUGACAUUUUGAUUUUAAUGACAAAAUACUCUAGACAGAAAAAAUAAAUUAUACAUAACCUGUU